Molecule: messenger RNA, 1083 nt
Organism: Hymenoscyphus albidus
Lineage: Eukaryota; Fungi; Ascomycota; Leotiomycetes; Helotiales; Helotiaceae
Source: the annotation of a GenBank genome assembly
AUGUCGACCCGCUGCCCCAAAACCCUCCUCAGCCCCAAACAGAACCCAAACGAAACCGGAACGCCCAUAAGAAAAGUUCUCAUCUCCGCCUACGGAGACGAAUCCAACGUCUCCGUAAUCGACGCCAUCCUCCCGCAACCCUCCAAAAACGAAGUCCAAGUCAAGGUCCUCUACUCAGGCUUCAGCGGCUCCGACAUCAACAUGCGAAAAGGGCAAUACCCACUCCAAAGAUCCGCACCUCUAACACCAGGAUACUGUCUCGUGGGCCACGUUUCCGCGCUCCUAGAGUCCUCCAGCAGCAAUUCCAAGUUCAAAAUCGGUGAUGCGGUGACUUGUUUAUCCAUCUAUGAUGCGGAAGCAACAUACGUCAACCUCCCCGAAAAAUACCUCAUCCCCGUCCCGGGAAAUGUCCCCCUCAAAGCGGCGACGGCGUUGAUACUAGACUGGAAUACCGCCUACGGGAUGGUCCAUCGUGCCGCAAACAUUCAAACAGGUCAAAAGGUCUUCAUCCACGGCCUAUCCGGGGCAGUCGGUUGGGCGGUGGGCGUCCUUUGUUCGCUCCACGGUGCGCAGAUCUUUGGCACCGCAUCGUCCAAGAACCAUGCUGCCAUCACGACCGGACUCCCAGCUGCGACACCCUUCACGUACGAGAAUAAAGAUUGGAUCCAAGCGAUGAAAAACGCCGGAGGCGCAGACGCCGUCUUCGACCCCCUAGGUUUCGAGUCGUGGGAUGAAUCCUACGACAUCCUCUCCCCCACCGGGAUCUUGAUCGGCUACGGGGGGAACAUGAAUAACUUCUCGGAUGGGCAGACGCGCAGCCAGGUACCCAGUAUGACGAAGUUGUUUGCGAGGAAUUAUCUGAAGUUUUGGGAGGGCAGACGAGCGGUGUUCUAUUAUAUCUCACGGGAUGAUAAGUAUUUCGUUGAGGAUUUGGAGGCCUUGUUUGGGCUUUGUGGGAGUGGGAGGGUGGGCGUGACGAUUAAACAGGUCUUUGGGAUGCGGGAUACCGAGGAGAUUCGGAAGGCGCAUAGGUGUUGGGGGAAGGGGAGUGGGGUGGGGAGUUUGUUGUUGAGGGUUAGUUAG